This is a messenger RNA of Alligator sinensis (Chinese alligator), 1860 nucleotides long. RefSeq names its product coordinator of PRMT5 and differentiation stimulator (gene COPRS). NCBI's taxonomy places the organism in Eukaryota, Metazoa, Chordata, Crocodylia, Alligatoridae. Gene Ontology annotation, cellular component: nucleus. Gene Ontology annotation, molecular function: histone binding. The transcript has 6 exons. The record is from RefSeq and is a predicted model, not a curated record. The coding region runs from base 1 to 1080 and encodes 359 amino acids.
AUGGACACAGAUGACAGGCUCCUCAUCCCUGCUCUUUAUCCUGUGAAUAUCCCUCCCUUAGCUCAGCAGUCCCCUUUGGCCUCUUCCAUUUGGCAAAAAAGAAGUGCUUUGCUCCCUUUGGCCGCGCCGGGCUGUCCCCGGCGGGAGUCCCGCACGUGCGGCCGGCUCCUCCCCGCGCCACGUGCUCGCCCGCAUGGACCCGCCGGUGAGCGCCGGGGCUUGCCUCCUCCAGCCCCCGAGACACAGCUGCGGAAGCUAGCUGGAUCAUUCAUCCAUUCAUUCAUUGAGUGUGUUUGUUUGUGCGUGCUGCCCUUGCUUGGGCACCUAGGGCAGAGGGAGCGCCCUUGCUGCUCUCUACCUCGACUCCUCUCGCCUGAUUCCCGAAACAGCCAGGCUCCGAGUAGCAGCAAGAAAACUGACCCAGGGGCUGUCCGUUAUUUUGCUGCUGCUGCUGGGCAAAACUGUCAAGGAAUGAAUCAAAAUGAAAGUGAAAAUCUCGACUUACGCAGGUGGUUCAGAUCCUUAUGUUUCCAGGAAACCAGUGAGGUAACAGCUGAUGGAAGUGACUUUUCCUGUCAGGAGGCAGCUCUUUUGAAAGGAAGGAAGACCACAAAUUGGUGGCCUCCAAAAGAUGUUCUAGACAUUCCUGAUGGUGAAUCUCAACAGAGUGGAUUCCCCGGUAUCUCUUCCUGUCAAAAUGAUACCGCUGGUUUGACUACAGACACGUCUGGAUCUUCUGCUGAAAGCACCGGUGACUCUGACGAUCAGAUUGACCUUCAGGAAUGGGAGCUGGAUACUGAAGUUAGCAGCGUGCCUGUUGCUGCAUGGUAUCCUGAGCUGAAAACUGAUCCCAAGUAUGAGGAAGAGGAUUGGGAUAAAGAGCUGGAGGAUUCCAAAUGUAACCCAUAUGAUGCUGAAGAUCUCCACUGGGGAAGUCUUCAAGAAAAUAAUCUGGUGGCACCAGGUGCGUGGCAAGAAGAGUCAUUGUUCAACCCAGUUGGUCACCAUCCUGUUCCUCUGACUUUGAAGCCACCAAACAGAAUCCCUGAGAUCGGCCAGUUCGAUGACGCAGAUGAGUGAGGUUUCCCCUUUGGGAGGGCAACGACUGGUCUCUGAGUUGAACCGGGUGUUGCGUGCUUGCAAAGGAGCCGUGUGACAACGUUACAUUUUCCUUAUGUUUUAAAUAAGGCCGGAAAUGCCAGACCUUUACCGAGGACUUUCUUUGAGAAUAUGAUUGAACAAAUAGACUUGAUUUGUAGGAAGCAAAGACUUAUGAUUUCAGACUGAAGAUUAGCCUUGGGGAUCGAUGCGGUUCUGUAGAACUCCUCAUUUUUGUUCUUUUUAGUCUGUUUGUUUCAUUUAUUGAUGUCUGGGAAGUAUUGUUUUAUUUGAACUUUGGCUCGAGGGCUAGAUUAACCAGUUCUGACACAUUGGUCCCUCCAUCACUGCUGUGACACUUUUAUUUUCUUUCCCUUUUAUUAGGUAUUAAUAAUUGAGUUUGGCUAGCAUUAAAUGUUCUGCCCCUCUUCCACAUUCUACAUCCUAAAUAAUGGGAUCCUUUUGCUAUGUGCUGAAAUCUGGGUCCUCUGAGUCCUAAGAGGAAUCUAGUGUUGGACAGCAUUGUCCAUAAGAAAUAUAGAUUGCUUUCUCUUAGACACUAAUUCUUUUUUUGUGCCUGUCAAUACAAAUGGGUGGAACUACAGAACCAAAUGCAUCAGUGAGAGCCCUUAUAGCUUACCCAUAUGGCUACACACACAUGCAGUCAGUUGGUCUAUUUGCAUGAAUAAGUCUUAAAUAAUAGGACCCUUAACCAAUACAGAUUUUGUGUUUUUAAAACCCUGUCUCCCACUGAAAGGUUUU